CCUCACAUGAUGACAAAACACAUGUUUGUUCACUAUUUUGUGUUCUGCUCCUUCGCAUGACACCAAAUUAUCCAAUGCUAAUUCGAUGGCUAUAUAUUUACCCUUUUUGAUUUUAUUGCCGAGCAAUUUUUUCUCUCUCUAUAUAUAUGCAUAAAUCAGUAGUAACGGUUAACCACUUCAUAGUUCAAUUUCAGUGGAGCUCUAAAGUUUCCUUCAGUUUCGACCUUACUGCCUUUUGCGAACAGAGGUUGUGAAGGAAAAGACAAUAUUGAAGACAGUAAGCCAUCUGAAGUGAUGUUAAAGAAUGAAUGUUCAGCUGCAACUAAUACAAUGUAAAUUGGUGUGUUCCAGGAAAAGAACCAGCUUUGUGGUGAGUGGAAUGGACCAUAUACCUACUCGUCAAGCACUUGACUGUCCCAAGAAAGAAGUUGGACAUAAAAGCCUUAAUACCACCGAAAUACCUGACAUAAACUUGGAGCUUCCAGCUCCUACCGACAAGUUGGAACCAACUUCUUCCAGAACUCAAAGUUUGGAUAGAAGAUUGUUCCUUGACCUUAACGAGCAGCCAAGUCCAUUGAAAGCUGAUAUUUGCCCUGCGACGCUGCUCGAUGAGGAACCUGGUAGCAGAUGGGUCAAGCGCCUCAAAUUGAGUGCUUCUAGAUUCCUUUCUGUUGGAACAAAGAGCUCUAACCUUUCAGCGAAGUCAUCUCAUGAGAAAGCAAACAAGUCCCAUAGCAAAAUUUCUAGAGCUACCACAACUGGCUCAGAACUCGCAGCUGGUAAAUUUCAUGGUGAAGAAUUGGUGGCUCAUGAUAGAAAUCUAGCCUUAGCAAGGAACUCUGAUGAGCAAGAUUUAUUGACUUCACUGUCUUGGGUUCAAAGGUGGCUUCAUAAUAGAUCUGUCACUGCACAAAAGAGGCCUCAAUCAAUGGUGGUUUGUGAGCCUCAAUGCUCAAAGUUGGAACUUGGUGAUUUCCAGAAGAAACAUUCCCCAAGCAUUGCUGCCAUGGCCCUCAUGGGAAAGGCAAUAACUUGUUUUCAACCAUGUGAAUUCCAAAAAAGAGGCCCCUAUGUAGUUUGGAAAACAGUAGUUUCUGCAGAAACUCAUAGCAGCAACAGUUACUGUGCUUCAGAUUAGUCCUCCAGGCUAUGCAUGAUGAGGAGAAAAGUGCUCUGGCUUAAUAAGUGAUCAUGCAAUCAAUUGCAUGUUGGAGCUUAGUAUCGAUUUAUUGGUGCUAGUAAGUACAUAGCUUGUUUUAGAUUUGGCUUCUUUUGUCUGCUUAGACGGGAUUAUCUUUGUAUAUACCCAGUAUGAUGAGAAUCCAGACACCUUGUUUCUUGAACAGGCCAUUCAUCUGGCUGCUUUCAUCAGUGCAUGCGAGGGAUCUAGAUGCUGUGGCAGUUACGUUCUAAAGCAGUUUGGUAUUUUCUAUUUGGCUAGUAGGCAAUGAGAUCACUGUACAAUGUUCGUCGUAGUGGCUGAGAUUCAGUUCAUUGGACAGUUGAACCAUGCCAGCUUUACUUUGUUGAAGGCACUGAGUGACCGCCUGCUCCUCCUCUGUUCAGCUUGUAGCAAGUUUCUCCCAGAUUGGAAAUCAACCAAUAAUGAGCCAAAUCUGUUUUACUAGAUAAGUAGUUCUCUUCUCAUUUUUCAUCCCAUGUUUUAGUUGUUUGUAAUUGUUCUUGCCCUUUUCACGGUAUGCAUCUUUUCAUUAUCAUGUUGCAUUCUCUCUACUUGCUUAUAGCUUGGGCAUUUUGGUGAGUGCAACAUGGCCGACUGCUUGAAGAAACCUGGAAUAUUAAAUCUUGAAAACAUGCAGGUAGUAUAAACUGAAGACUUAAAAUA
This is a messenger RNA of Lycium barbarum (goji berry), 1846 nucleotides long. Its product is annotated as F-box protein At2g16365-like. Gene Ontology annotation, biological process: regulation of photomorphogenesis. NCBI's taxonomy places the organism in Eukaryota, Viridiplantae, Streptophyta, Magnoliopsida, Solanales, Solanaceae. The record is from RefSeq and is a predicted model, not a curated record. The coding region runs from base 305 to 1138 and encodes 277 amino acids. The transcript is spliced from 3 exons.